This is a messenger RNA of Phytophthora sojae, 651 nucleotides long. RefSeq lists its product as hypothetical. Lineage: Eukaryota; Oomycota; Peronosporomycetes; Peronosporales; Peronosporaceae. Bases 1 to 651 code for a protein of 216 amino acids. The record is from RefSeq and is a predicted model, not a curated record. The transcript is spliced from 2 exons.
AUGGCCACCAAGCGGCUGCGCAAGGAGUACCUGGCCAUGCAGCGCAAGCCCGUGGACUACAUCCAGGCCGUGCCCGUGGAGAGCAACAUCCUCGAGUGGCACUACGUCAUCACCGGCACCAAGGGCACGCCCUACGAGGGAGGGUUCUACCACGGCAAGCUCAAGUUCCCGCCCGAGUACCCCAUGAAGCCUCCGUCCGUGAUGAUGAUCACGCCCAACGGCCGCUUCAAGACCAACCAGCGACUGUGUCUCAGCAUGUCGGACUUCCACCCAGAGACGUGGAACCCCAUGUGGUCCGUCAGCUCCAUCCUCACGGGCCUCUACUCCUUCAUGCUGGAGAACCAGGCGACGUUGGGUAGUAUCAGCACGACGGACGCCCAGAAGCGGAAGUACGCGGCAGCGUCGCUGGAGACCAACUGUACCAAUGCCACGUUCCGGAGACUGUUCCCCGACCUGGUGGCGCUGCAGGAGGAGAGGGAGAAGGACCAGGAGCUGCUGCACCAGCUUUCUCCUGCAGGGGAGGGCGCCACAACUUCAGGUAGUGCGAAGGCCUCGGAGAACGGCGGGGCGAUAGAGGACUGGUCCACGACAGUGUACCUGAUCGGCAGUGUGCUCAUGGUGGCCACUCUCGCGGCAUACUGGCUGUCGUAA